Pongo pygmaeus (Bornean orangutan) is the source of this 2631-nucleotide messenger RNA. It is a transcript of the gene ADRB3, whose product is annotated as adrenoceptor beta 3. NCBI's taxonomy places the organism in Eukaryota, Metazoa, Chordata, Mammalia, Primates, Hominidae. Bases 144 to 1370 code for a protein of 408 amino acids. Gene Ontology annotation, cellular component: plasma membrane. Gene Ontology annotation, biological process: positive regulation of MAPK cascade; adenylate cyclase-activating adrenergic receptor signaling pathway; norepinephrine-epinephrine-mediated vasodilation involved in regulation of systemic arterial blood pressure. The transcript has 2 exons. Gene Ontology annotation, molecular function: epinephrine binding; beta3-adrenergic receptor activity. The record is from RefSeq and is a predicted model, not a curated record.
GAGCGCUCUGGCUGGGACAGCUAGGGAAGAUGGCCCAGGCUGGGGAAGUCGCUCUCACGCCUUGCUGCCCCCUCCCCUGAGCCAGGUGAUUUGGGAGACCCCCUCCUUCCUUCUUUCCCUACCGCCCUACACGCGACCCGGGGAUGGCUCCGUGGCCUCACGAGAACAGCUCUCUUGCCCCAUGGCCGGACCUCCCCACCCUGGCGCCCAAUACCGCCAACACCAGUGGGCUGCCAGGGGUGCCCUGGGCGGCGGCCCUGGCCGGGGCGCUGCUGGCGCUGGCGGUGCUGGCCACCGUGGGAGGCAACCUGCUGGUCAUCGUGGCCAUCGCCCGGACUCCGAGACUCCAGACCAUGACCAACGUGUUCGUGACUUCGCUGGCCGCAGCCGACCUGGUGAUGGGACUCCUGGUGGUGCCGCCAGCGGCCACCUUGGCGCUGACUGGCCACUGGCCGUUGGGCGCCACUGGCUGCGAGCUGUGGACCUCGGUGGACGUGCUGUGUGUGACCGCCAGCAUCGAAACCCUGUGCGCCCUGGCCGUGGACCGCUACCUGGCUGUGACCAACCCGCUGCGUUACGGCGCACUGGUCACCAAGCGCCGCGCCCGGACAGCCGUGGUCCUAGUGUGGGUCGUGUCGGCCGCGGUGUCAUUUGCGCCCAUCAUGAGCCAGUGGUGGCGCGUAGGGGCCGACGCCGAGGCGCAGCGCUGCCACUCCAACCCGCGCUGCUGUGCCUUCGCCUCCAACAUGCCCUACGUGCUGCUGUCCUCCUCCGUCUCCUUCUACCUUCCUCUUCUCGUGAUGCUCUUCGUCUACGCGCGGGUUUUCGUGGUGGCUACGCGCCAGCUGCGCUUGCUGCGCGGGGAGCUGGGCCGCUUUCCGCCCGAGGAGUCUCCGCCGGCGCCGUUGCGCUCUCUGGCCCCGGCCCCGGUGGGGACUUGCGCUCUGCCCGAAGGGGUGCCCGCCUGCGGCCGGCGGCCCGCGCGCCUCCUGCCUCUCCGGGAACACCGGGCCCUGUGCACCUUGGGUCUCAUCAUGGGCACCUUCACUCUCUGCUGGUUGCCCUUCUUUCUGGCCAACGUGCUGCGCGCCCUGGGGGGCCCCUCUCUAGUCCCGGGCCAGGCUUUCCUUGCCCUGAACUGGCUAGGUUAUGCCAAUUCUGCCUUCAACCCGCUCAUCUACUGCCGCAGCCCGGACUUUCGCAGCGCCUUCCGCCGUCUUCUGUGCCGCUGCGGCCGUCGCCUGCCUCCCGAGCCCUGCGCCGCCGCCCGCCCGGCCCUCUUCCCCUCGGGCGCUCCUGCUGCCCGGACCAGCCCCACGCAGCCCAGGCUUUGCCAACGGCUCGACGGGGCUUCUUGGGGAGUUUCUUAGGCUUGAAGGACAAGAAGCAACAACUCUGUUGAUCAGAACCUGUGGAAAGCCUCUGGCCUCUGUUCAGAAUGAGUCCCCUGGGAUUCCCUGGCUGUGACACUGUACCCUCCAGAACCUGACGACUGGGCCAUGUGACCCAAGGAGAGAUCCUUACCAAGUGGGUUUUCACCAUCCUCUUGCUCUCUGUCUGAGAGAUGUUUUCUAAACCCCAGCCUUGAACUUCACUCCUCCCUCAGUGGUAGUGCCCAGCUGCCCUGGAGCAGCCGGCUGACUUUGGUAGGGGCACCCAUCACCUGGCUUGCUUGUGCAGUCAGUGAGUGCUUAGGGCAAAGAGAGCUCCCCCCGGUUCCAUUCCUUCUGCCACCCAAACCCUGAUGAGACCUUAGUGUUCUUCAGGCUCUGUGGCCCAGGCUGAGAGCAGCAGGGUAGAAAAGACCAAGAUUUUGGGUUUUGUCUCUGGUUCCCCUAUUACUGCUCUCAAACACUGGCCUCUCUCACUUUAGCCAUGGAAUGGCUCCGAUCUACCUCACAGCAGUGUCAGAAGGACUUCAUCAGGGUUUUGGGAGCUCCAGGGUUCAUAAGAAGGUGAACCAUUAGAACAGAUCCCUUCUUUUCCUUUUGCAAUCAGAUAAAUAAAUAUCACUGAAUGCAGUUCAUCCUUGGCUUCCUUUCUCUCCGUUUGUUUUCUUUCAUAAUCCACUUACUCCCUUCCUUUCUACUCUGCACUGGCUUUUGACAGAGGCAGUAAAUUAGGCCUAAUCCUCACUCUUUUCUUCCUAAUCUUCAUCAAACAAAAAAAUGAAAAGUCUGUCUGGACGAAGGGGAGUGAGCUUGAGCCUUUGAUAUCUUGCUCCCCCAUGCUUCCUGAAACUCUUGAAAUCCAGUUGCCAUUGAGUAGCAAAGCCACGCUCCCCACAGGACUUGGACAGAGGGCCCACAGGGGGAUGGACUGGCUGUGGCCAGGUUCAGGGCAGGGGGCAUUUGUCCCCUCCAUGCUAUAAUCCAGUGGUGGAUUCAUAAGGUCCUGUGGUCAUCAGGAACCAGUUUUUUUCAGUGCCUUACAUGUUGUGUGUGUGUGUGUGUGUGUGUGUGUGUUUGUCUGGAGGCACAGGCACAAAGCAUUGCUUGUGUUGGUCAAAUGUCUUGUGUCAUAAAUAUAUUCUGAUGUUUUCCAGCCUUUCCACAACCUCUACCUUCCCACUCCCCUUCCCCAGCUACAAAAAUCUGUAUUAUCCUCUUAAAGUAAAACUGGAGUUACAAA